AUGACAGCCGUUCAGCCAUCGCACGAGCAGACGUCUGCGAUGGAAGAUAUCCAUGGCGUUGACGUGUCAUGGCUGCACAACUCGACGAGAGACCACCAUCAUCGCCAGCAGGCACCGUCGUCGCCGGGCUUGUCCAGAGAUGCUCCGCCAAAGACAUCAUCCCAUGGCGGUCUGCCUACCCGACCGAACCAGACCCAUGGACAGCCUACAGCGCCUGAGCCAGCAGCAGCGCCAGCAGUACAACGACCUGCAUCGCCGCCGGCUCCCACUGCGACCACUGCGACCGCCACACCUCAGCAGAUACCCCAGAAACGACCGACGAUGCUUAACCGCGGUAGCGAUGUGAGGAACGGCGGCACCACGCCUCCAGACACCAAGUCGAGCUCGCGGCGCAACUCGUGGAUAUCCAGCAUAAGCUCCAAGUUUUCGUCGCAGAAUCCACCUGCGCAAACAACACACACCCAGGCGCAAGGGUCGCCGGCGGCUGCAAAUGGCACGCACGCAAACGCGCCGUCAGCAAACGGCGCUCUCAACGGUAUACAUGCUGCUUCUGGUGGUAGUAAUUCAGGACUCGAGCCGUAUGUGCCUCAGCAGCCCAAAGCCAACUUUCUUUCAAAUGCGCUGCGACGUCUGUCGUCUGGCACCCAAGUGGGAACUGCUGGCAGGGUCUACCCUAAUGGCGGCAUGUGCCCUAGAAAGAUCAUGAACGUCGAUCCAAAUCGAGCUCGGUGUUUGGUCCCCGAGCUGGAUCAGGCUAAGCUGCGCAAAGUUGCAUUCUGUGUUGACGUCGAAAUUGCUGGUGGACCCAAAUACAAGGACGACCAGGAUAAAGACGACAAAAAGAAGCAGCGUAAGGACAACAAGCUCAAAGAGCGCGGCGAGGGCGAGGCGCUGAAGCACCCCAGCGCUGUAGUUGAAGAGAAGGAGACUGAUGGUGUUGUCUCUGUUGCACAAGAACUCGUUGGAACGGAGCACGAGCCGAACCCAGAGGGCACUGUACUGGACGACGACAAGCAAGAAACAACCAAGAAAAAAGAGAAGAAGAAGCGAAGUGAGGCAGAGCGCAAAGAACGUAAGGAGAAGAAGCGCAGAAAGGCUGAAGAGAAUGGCUCCAUACCCAUGGAGAUUACAAGAGAGGAGGGCGAUGUAAGCGCAGACAGCACAGGCGCUGCACCGGGCAACAAUACUCCCCCAAAAGCCCAAGACCGACCCACUAUCGACCCUCUACGAAUAUACCGAAGAUGCUGCCAGCUGCGUGAAUCACCCAUCUUAAAGCGCAUUAGCGACCAACUCUCGUCUCCGUCUGCGUGCUCGAUCGCCCACCCCGGCAUGGUUACAUCUCUGGACCUCACCGGGUCCAGGCUACAGCUUGCUGAUGUAAUGACAUUGUCAGAUUGGCUUGCCAUCGUCCCAGUCAAGAAACUAUUCCUGGAAGACGCGGACUUGAACGACGAGAAGAUCAGAGUCAUCUUGGCAGGACUUCUAGCAGCGAAGAUGCCGCAUGCUUUGCGCAAUCGCAGCGUCACCUCGCAACCUGAUGGCGACGAUGAUACACACGGCUGCGCAAUUAAGAAGCUUGUUCUAAAGAACAACUCAAAGAUCACAGUCGAAGGCUGGAAGUAUAUUGCACUGUUCACAUACAUGUGCAAGUCUAUCAUCGCACUCGACGUAUCGAUGAUACCAUUCCCUAAACACCAGGCUCAGGUGUCAUCGCCAUCGCCUACAUCGCUACCUACAAAUGGAACGCCAUUGACAUCGCCCAGUAAGGAUGCAAAGACAAGAGACGUUGCCGAAAUUCUGUCAAAGGCGAUUUCUGAGCGGUUAGGUGGCGCAACACUGCAAGAAUUGCUCAUGGCAGAGUGUGGCCUGACAUCGCAAAGCAUAAGAAAGAUUAUUGACGGCUGUAUUAUCAGUGGUGUAAAGCGCCUCAGUCUGGCGGACAACGACAUCGACAGCGAAGGUUUGGAGCACGUCCAACACUAUAUCCGCUCAGGCGUCUGCGAAGGCAUCGAUCUCGGCGGUAAUGACUUGCGAGAGUGGGUGCCUCAGCUUUGCGAAAGCCUGCGCAAGGACAGCAUAAUAUGGGCAUUGUGUCUCGCCAACACUGGGCUGACACCUGAGCAUCUCAAGUCGCUUUUUCCCACCAUGGUCGAUUUGCCAUCACUCAGGUUCCUCGAUCUGUCGCGCAACAAGGGCUUAUUCGCAUCGCAGACAGCGUUGUGUCUCUUGCGGAAAUACGUUCCUCAGUUCCGGGAGCUGAAGCGCUUGCAUCUUCAGAACGUUGGUUUGAAGCCUGCAGACGCCAUUGCCAUCGCCGAAAUCUUGCCAGACUGUCCCCACAUUGCGCAUGUCAACGUACUCGAGAACCCUGAAAUUGCGCGCGUCGCCACUUCCACCGACGAGGAGACGCAAGAAGAAGCCGCUGCGAUGUUUGCAUCUCUGACACUGGCAGCUAAGCUGUCUCGAACGCUCAUUUGCGUCGACAUUGAUGUUCCCGCACCGGAAAUGAACGAGGUCGUUAAAGCUCUUGCCAAACAAGUCGUGGCGUACUGUCUUCGCAACAUCGAAUUCAUCAACGAAGUACCCGAGCUGCAGGCCGCACCAAAAGAAGUCGAGUUGCCAGGUGUGCUUGCUCACCUUGUGGGUCCAACCGACGACAACCUAGCAGACGGUACCAUAGACACUGCGCCAGACAAUGACUAUAUUGUCGGUGGUACAGGUAUCGUCAAAGCACUAAGCUAUUGCUUGUCGCACAAGGAUGCGGACCUGCGUAAGGGGUCACAGGUUGCCAGUGGCUCUGUCACUCCACGCAGCCGCAUCGAUGUUGCCGAGGAGCCUAGCAAGGCAAGAGCUAUGUCGAAGAAUUUGCUGGACACGGCGCGUAACACCAGGGCGAGGAUACAGCCUGCGCUGAUUCGAGAAGCAAAGGGUGGCAAUGACAUGAACUAUCGCCGCCUCCUCUUCCUUGACCAGACUUUGCAAGGUAUGAUUCAACGCUUCGAAGACGAAUAUCCCGAAACGCGCCUUGUCACCUCUCCAACCGAUACCGCCUCUUUCCACUCGCGCGCCAGCUCCGUUUUGAGCAGCUCACCACCGCUGUCCAGCGUUCCCACAAUGACGGACUCAUUCACGGACCCUACCGCCCAAGAAUCCGACGAAGACGAACCGCGCCUCCUCCGAUCACGCCACAACUCCGAUGUCUCCCUCGCCUCACGCAGCAUGGCCAUCGAAGAAGGUGCGCUCCACCGCUUUGGACACCGCGUGCGUACCGGCCUGCUCAACCCCAGCCGCCCAACAUCAUCCCACAGCGAUCAAGCUUUCAUCUCAGGAACCAUGGAUGACCAUGGUCUGCCCGAACACUUACGCGCUUUACGCGAGUACUUCAUGAAUCUCUCUGGCGACGAGCUGAGGAACAAAAUCCAAGGCCUCGGGUGGGAGAAAGCGUUUGACAGUGUCGUUGAAAACGCGCAGGAGUUGAAGAACUUAGAAAGUGAGGAUCCGGUCACAUUCAAGCGAUUCAGGGAGAGUCAAAUCGCGAGCUUGAAGAAUCGGAAUCCAGACCUGCAGGUGGCAGACAUUAUUGAACAUGGGAGGUCGGGCGAGGGCCAUGGGCCGAUGGAAUUCACGCAUGUGGACUCCACAGGGAGAAGGAGUGGUGAGAGAAGUGAUGACUUUGCUGUAGAGUAA
Molecule: messenger RNA, 3687 nt
Organism: Ascochyta rabiei
Lineage: Eukaryota; Fungi; Ascomycota; Dothideomycetes; Pleosporales; Didymellaceae
Product: Microtubules assembly and stabilization protein
Exons: 3
Coding region: 1-3687 (1228 amino acids)
Source: RefSeq, a predicted model, not a curated record